Menidia menidia (Atlantic silverside) is the source of this 942-nucleotide messenger RNA. The record is from the annotation of a GenBank genome assembly. NCBI's taxonomy places the organism in Eukaryota, Metazoa, Chordata, Actinopteri, Atheriniformes, Atherinopsidae.
AUGAGAAAGCCUAUUUCUGUAAAGCACAGCCGGGACUUGAGAUACGGGCCUGAGGUGGAAGUGCCAGGGUACCUGGCCAAGUUGUCUUCGGUGGGGAGCAUCAGGGAUGAAGAGACAUGUGAACGGUUACGAGGCCUCAUCCAGAGACAGGUGCAGAUCUGUAAGCGCAGCGUGGAGGUGAUGGACGCCGUGCGGCGCGGAGCCCAGCUCGCCAUCGACGAGUGCCAGUUCCAGUUCAGGAACCGCCGGUGGAACUGCUCCACUCUGGAGACCAUGCCUGUGUUCGGAAAAGUGGUCACGCAGGGCACCCGUGAGGCGGCCUUUGUGUACGCCAUCUCGGCAGCCAGUGUGGCGUUUGCGGUCACCAGGGCCUGCAGCAGCGGGGAGCUGGAAAAAUGUGGCUGCGACCACAACGUACAUGGAGUCAGUCCGGAGGAAACCCCUGUCUCCAGAUGUCCGUUUGCUAACCUGGCCAUCCUGUCCCACAUGCGUGUGGAGUGCAAAUGCCACGGCGUGUCGGGCUCCUGCGAGGUGAAGACCUGCUGGAGGGCCAUGCCGCCCUUCCGCAAAGUGGGCAACGUCAUCAAGGAGAAGUUCGACGGCGCCACGGAGGUGGAGCAGCGCAAGGUGGGCACCACCAAGGUCCUGGCUCCGCGCAACUCCCAGUUCAAGCCGCACACGGACGAGGACCUGGUCUACCUGGACCCCAGUCCGGACUUCUGCGACCACGACCCGCGCACGCCGGGCAUGCUGGGAACUGUGGGCCGGCAGUGCAACCGCACCUCCAAGGCCAUCGACGGCUGCGAGCUGAUGUGCUGCGGAAGAGGGUUCCAGACCCAGGAGGUGGAGGUGGUGGACAGGUGCAGCUGCAAGUUCCACUGGUGCUGCUACGUCAAGUGCAAACAGUGCCGCAAAAUGGUGGAGAUCCACACCUGCCGGUGA